This is a messenger RNA of Papaver somniferum (opium poppy), 756 nucleotides long. RefSeq lists its product as uncharacterized. Bases 1 to 756 code for a protein of 251 amino acids. The transcript is spliced from 2 exons. The record is from RefSeq and is a predicted model, not a curated record. Gene Ontology annotation, molecular function: nucleic acid binding; RNA-DNA hybrid ribonuclease activity. Lineage: Eukaryota; Viridiplantae; Streptophyta; Magnoliopsida; Ranunculales; Papaveraceae.
AUGGUUGGUGAAGAUGUACGCAUCUGGAUGCCAGAUUACAAAGGUGCUUUCACUGUUAGUUCUGCGAAAGAAUUAAUCCGUCAGAAAUAUCCCAAGUUCGAUGGCGCUUCUAUUUUAUGGAGGAAGGAAGUUCACCCUACAUUGGCUGACAAAACUGGAAAUUCAUGCCUUGCAAGUCGUUGUAUCUUAUGUGGAGUUUCGGAAGAAUUUCUAGACCAUAUCCUUUUCCAUUGCAGCUUUGAUGGCCGUGCUUGGAACUGGAUAGCAGAUAUUUUUAAUUUAACGCCUAAUGAUAAUAUUGUGGUUUCUUGUAAAGCAGCUCAUGGGAGAAGUACCAUGAUUCGUGACCUGUGGAGGCUUGCCAAUCUUGUCAUCAGGUUUGUGCUAUGGGCAACACGUAAUAGGGAAGUCUUUCAACGUCAACAACCAAGCUUGAGUUUAUUUUUCAAGAGGGUGGUGAAGAUGAUUCAAGACUAUUCAGUCCGGCUUAGGGGAUAUAUGCGAAAUUGUGCUGAAGAUGUUUUGCUUCUUGAUUAUUUUCGAGUGGUCCAUAGGAGUGUCAGACAUCAACAAUCGGUGGAAGUUUUUUGGCAGCCUCCAGAUGAUAAUGAGCUCCAGAUCCGUUGUGAUGGCGCGACGCGAGGUAAUCCAGACAUCUCAGGAGCGGGAGUGGUGGCUAGAGACGCUAAUUGUUCAGUUCUUGGAGCUAUAAGUUUCGGCCUCGGAGUUACCUCAAAUUAUUUGGCUGAACUUUAA